AUGGAUAAGCCAAGCAGCAAGGAAUCAAAUACAAUAAAUACAGAAGAAAAUAUUGGAAUUAAUGAUAGGGAAUUUGUAGAAUAUCUGGAAAAAAAUGUAGUGGUAUUGUUAAAGGAUGAUAUUUAUUUAUAUGGUGUUUUUAAAUCAUACGAUCAAUACAACAGCAUUACUUUGAACUAUGUUUUAGAGAGGAUCUUUCAUGAGGGUGCAUAUGCAGAGAGAAGGCAAGGAUUAAUGGUAAUAAGGGGAGAAAGCAUUAUAUUUAUUGGGAUUGGAAAAUUUGAUCUAAGAAAUUUGAGAAUGGUGGACUAUGAGUAUUUGAGUAAAAUAAAGGAAGAGCAUUGGGAACUUAAAAAAAAGACAUCUGUUGAGAUUAAAUAA
Vittaforma corneae ATCC 50505 is the source of this 381-nucleotide messenger RNA. RefSeq lists its product as uncharacterized. Gene Ontology annotation, biological process: deadenylation-dependent decapping of nuclear-transcribed mRNA. The record is from RefSeq and is a predicted model, not a curated record. Gene Ontology annotation, cellular component: Lsm1-7-Pat1 complex; P-body. The coding region runs from base 1 to 381 and encodes 126 amino acids. The transcript has a single exon. Lineage: Eukaryota; Fungi; Microsporidia; Nosematidae. Gene Ontology annotation, molecular function: RNA cap binding.